UUUCUUUCAUUACUUAAAUACCACCCUCUUUCCACUCACCCCUUCAAUCCACUCCACUCUAGCACACAAAACUUGCUAUAGCAGUAAGCUAUAACUCAUUUGAGGCUCUGUGAGAAUUGAGAAAUGGCUAAAGAUGUUGAGGUUCAAGAGCAAGGAGGAGAGUACUCUGCCAAAGACUACCAUGACCCUCCUCCAGCACCUUUGUUCGACCCAGAGGAGCUCACACAGUGGUCCUUCUAUAGAGCCCUCAUCGCUGAGUUCAUAGCAACCCUUCUCUUCCUUUAUGUUACUGUGCUCACCAUUAUUGGCUACAAAAGGCAGACUGAUACAACGGUAGGUGGCACCGAGUGUGAUGGGGUUGGCAUUUUGGGCAUCGCUUGGGCCUUUGGUGGCAUGAUCUUCAUCCUUGUUUACUGCACCGCCGGUAUUUCAGGAGGACACAUAAACCCGGCGGUGACAUUCGGGUUGUUCCUAGGACGCAAGGUGUCGUUGAUAAGGGCGUUGUUGUACAUGGUGGCACAGUGUGCCGGUGCUAUCUGUGGUACUGGAUUGGCCAAGGGGUUCCAAAAAGCAUACUACAACAGGUAUGGAGGUGGUGCCAACUCUGUUGCUGAUGGCUACAACAAUGGUACUGCUUUGGGUGCUGAGAUUAUUGGUACCUUCGUUCUUGUCUACACUGUCUUCUCUGCCACUGACCCUAAGAGGAACGCUAGGGAUUCCCAUGUUCCUGUACUGGCGCCACUUCCUAUUGGAUUUGCCGUGUUCAUGGUUCACUUGGCUACAAUCCCAAUUACUGGUACUGGCAUUAACCCAGCAAGGAGUUUCGGAGCAGCUGUAAUCUACAACGAAGACAAAAUCUGGGAUGAUCAGUGGAUAUUCUGGGUUGGACCAAUUGUUGGAGCAGCAGUGGCUGCAUUUUACCACCAAUACAUCCUUAGAGCAGCAGCUAUCAAGGCUCUUGGAUCCUUCAGGAGCAACGCUUAAUUAAUUAAUCAAUUAAGCUAGCUACCUUGAUUAAUUUGCCAACAAGGGCUAUGCAUGGUGUUUCCCCCGAAGAAUAAUAAUUUCUAUGUUGAGGAGUGCUAGUGAUCUGUCUAUGCAGUUCCCUAAUUUAGGCUUUUUCGUCUUUUCCUCUCAUCAGCUACAGUUGUUGGGGGUGUUUGGAAGAGAAGGCCAAAACCAUGGGGGCAUGCAUCAAAUUGUAGAUAAGCAUGCUUGUGUCCAAGGGUGUAUUUUGUAUCCCUUUUGUGUCUUUUCUUUUUCUUUUUCUUUUUUUUAAUUUCCAUGUAUGUAUUCCUUGAGUGUUCCUUUUCUGUCUUGUGCAUCCUUAGUCAUUUCUCAUUUUACUCUUCAUAAUUAAGUACUCAUCUUCUCUUGUUUAUUAAAGCUUUAUUAAUCAUCAUCUAUGAAUGUAAUGUACCUUGACUUGAGUAAUAUUUAUAUAUAUUAUGUUGCUGGUUUUU
Messenger RNA from Glycine soja, 1463 nucleotides. RefSeq names its product aquaporin PIP2-7-like. Lineage: Eukaryota; Viridiplantae; Streptophyta; Magnoliopsida; Fabales; Fabaceae. The transcript has 4 exons. The record is from RefSeq and is a predicted model, not a curated record. Gene Ontology annotation, molecular function: water channel activity. Gene Ontology annotation, biological process: transmembrane transport. Gene Ontology annotation, cellular component: plasma membrane. Bases 124 to 984 code for a protein of 286 amino acids.